GUUUAAAAGGUUGUGUAAAUGUCACAGUGGUCAAAGCCUCACUCAGAUUCUUCUCAGGCUUUCCUGAUGGCAUCCAAUAUCACCACCACCAUCUCCCAGCAGUCCUCCUCUUCGUCUGUUCCUCUGUCCAUCAACGCCAUGGUCGGCAUCGCCAUCUUGACCCUGGCCUUUGUGCUGGGCUUCCCUGGGAACCUGUUUGUUGUUUGGUCAGUGUUGUGCCGGGUGAAGAAGCGCUCAGUGACCUGUUUGCUGGUGCUGAAUCUGAGCAUGGCGGAUGCUUUCGUGCUGCUCAGCGCCCCUUUUUUCCUGCGCUACCUGGCUGGAGGACGAGGCUGGGAGUUUGGCUCGGCAGCAUGCAAGCUGGUGCAUUACCUAUCGAGUGUGAACAUGUACGUGUCCAUCUACCUCAUCUGCCUGAUGAGCAUGGACCGCUGGCUGGCCGUGUCCAGGCCGUUUCUGUUCCAGACAAUGAGAACCAAGCGCUCCCUCCUGAUUCUGCUGCUCGUUGUCUGGGUGUUAGCGUUGCUCCUGUCAGUCCCGAUGCCUUUCUACCGCAGUACUUUCCCAAACAAUAUCACUUUGAGCUUCUGCGUGCCAUACCACUGGAAGAGCAAGGGUCACCGGGUCUUCCAGUACUUGUUUGAAACCAUCGUGGGCUUCCUGCUGCCUUUCUCCCUCAUCAACACCUGUAACUCCUCCGUCAUCUGUCAUCUGCAGAGUGCCAAGUUCCAGGGCCAAGCACAAGGCAGCCGCCUCAUCCUGAUGAUCAUCUGUACCUUUGCAGUAUUCUGGCUGCCGUAUCACAUCGUCAAUAUCAUAGAGGUGGUGGGCUUUUUGCAGGACAGUAAAUCCGCUGUUACAGUCGCCCUUGCAGCCCGUCCAAAUGUCACGGCAUUCGCUUACUUCAGCAGUGCGGUCAAUCCCAUGUUGUACGUGUUUGCCGGCAGCUCCCACAUCCGCCAGGCCGGCUUCAGCUUCAUGGGCAAGCUCUUCGAGGCCACCAGCUCGGAGAACAGGACCACGUCUACCUUCACCCGGAGCGGACACAUUAACCGCAGAUGCUUUACCCCGGACAAGCGCUCCGCCCUGAACACCCUGUCGAUGAAACUGGGGAGGCUGUUCAAAAGCAAGGAAAAGGACACGAGCGGCGGCGUGGCGGGAAAAGAGCCGGACGAGCUUGAACUCAGGACACUGGCCAUCCAACUAAACUGAUUACACUGUGUUGACUCAUGAGUUGAAUUGUAAGAGAUUUUUCUUACAUAACUUUUAUAUCAGGAAUUCAAACAACUAUUGUAUGUAUUUCCUUGUAAGCACUAUUAUAUCAUCAUUUCAUUUCAUUUAUUCGUUUACUUGAAGAGGGACAAUGCACAUU
Molecule: messenger RNA, 1372 nt
Organism: Gymnodraco acuticeps
Lineage: Eukaryota; Metazoa; Chordata; Actinopteri; Perciformes; Bathydraconidae
Product: leukotriene B4 receptor 1-like
Exons: 3
Coding region: 19-1212 (397 amino acids)
Biological process (GO): inflammatory response; positive regulation of cytosolic calcium ion concentration; phospholipase C-activating G protein-coupled receptor signaling pathway
Cellular component (GO): plasma membrane
Molecular function (GO): leukotriene receptor activity; complement receptor activity
Source: RefSeq, a predicted model, not a curated record